Toxotes jaculatrix (banded archerfish) is the source of this 2563-nucleotide messenger RNA. It is a transcript of the gene rnf13, whose product is annotated as ring finger protein 13. The record is from RefSeq and is a predicted model, not a curated record. The coding region runs from base 293 to 1447 and encodes 384 amino acids. The transcript is spliced from 10 exons. Gene Ontology annotation, biological process: positive regulation of DNA-templated transcription; protein ubiquitination; ubiquitin-dependent protein catabolic process. NCBI's taxonomy places the organism in Eukaryota, Metazoa, Chordata, Actinopteri, Toxotidae. Gene Ontology annotation, molecular function: ubiquitin protein ligase activity; zinc ion binding. Gene Ontology annotation, cellular component: nucleoplasm; cytoplasm.
UAGCGGAUUAAACUGUUCAUGAUCACACUCCCUCACCCGCCGCUCAAACGGGAUGAAGUACAUCAAAAAUCUUCGCCGUUGUGCAGUUUCCUUUACGCGAAGUAUAGUAGAGGAGAGCGAUGUCCCGGCCAGCUGCUAAAUUCCUGGACAAGAUAAAUCUCCAGGAACAAAUAAAGGUGUGACAACCACUGGCGGUGCAUAGGGGGUCUGUGUGUGUGUGUGUGUGUGUUUAUGGUUGUGUAUGUUCAUGAGUGAGUGGCAUAGCAGUUGGGGGUUGUAACGUGAUGCCAAGAUGCUGCUGUCCUUGGGAAUGCUGAUGCUGUCGGCCACGCAGAUUUACACCAUCUUCACCGUUCAGCUCUUCGCCUUCCUCAACCUGCUGCCUGUGGAGGCCGACAUCGCUGCUUACUCGUUUGAUAACAAAACUGAGAACUUUGAUGACUUGCCUGCACGGUUUGGCUAUCGUCUCCCCAGCGAUGGACUGAAGGGCUUUCUGAUUGGUGCACGGCCAGAAAAUGCGUGCGAGCCCAUCGAGCCCCCUCCGAGGGACAACUUGACGGGCGCCUUCAUCGUCCUCAUCAAGCGAUUUGACUGCAACUUUGACAUCAAGGUCCUCAAUGCCCAGAAAGCGGGAUACAGGGCAGCCAUUGUUCACAAUGUGGACUCCAAUGACUUAAUCAGCAUGGGAUCCAACAAUCUGGAUGUUAUGAAGCAGAUCGAUAUCCCCUCUGUGUUUGUGGGCGAGGAGACCGCCAACUCUCUGAAAGAAGACUACAUAUAUGACAAGGGGGGACAUGUGGUCCUCAUGCCGGACUUCAGCCUGCCGCUGGAAUACUACCUGAUCCCCUUCCUCAUCAUCGUGGGAAUCUGCCUCAUCCUCAUUGUUGUUUUUAUGAUUACCAAGUUUGUCCAGGAUCGACACAGGGCCCGGAGGAGCCGCCUGCGCAAAGAUCAGCUAAAGAAACUUCCAAUUCACAAGUUCAAGAAAGGGGACAGCUACGAUGUAUGCGCCAUCUGCCUGGACGAAUAUGAAGAAGGAGACAAACUCCGUGUCCUGCCAUGUUCUCAUGCCUACCACAGUAAGUGUGUGGACCCAUGGCUGACCAAAACUAAGAAGACGUGUCCGGUGUGUAAGCAGAAGGUGGUCCCCUCACAGGGCGACUCUGACUCUGAUUCAGAGGAGGGGGAGAGCGGCCCUGAUGAGAAUGAGGAAGUGUCUGAGAGCACCCCGCUGCUGCGCUCUCUGGCCUCCACCAGCGCCCACUCCUUCGGCACCAUGUCGGGAGCGUCGCGCUCAGACCCAGACCAGGAGUCCUCUGAGUAUGAGGAUGACGAGCUGGACAGCAGUGACAGCGAUGAAGAGGUCACCGUGGAGACUGUGGUGGUGCAGAUGCAGCAGCCGUGCUCCGAAGGCCACGACCAUGAGCACGACCUGCCCCAAGCUUGACUGAUUGUUGGCGGACCUGAUUGGUCACUAAACCCCCCUCCCCGCCCCCAUCAACCUCACAGCUGCAGAGACUUUUGUUGGGGGCACGAAACUGGUUCAUCAUACGAGUUCUUCUGUCACGGCUUAAAAAUACAUUGUAAUGUAUCCUCCCUACAAGUUUAAAUACAAAUCUAAGUUUUAUUUUUAACAUGAUUAUGGGUAAAGUGCCCGGAUUCCACCUGUGUGACAGGAAGUCGGUGAGCACAUCCCAAGGGCUGCUUGACAGAUCUGACAGGACUGACGACACUGGUGUACAGUAGACUCUUAUACUGUACUGUGUUUGGUCAUGAAGAGAUGAUACACAGAUGUUUUUUUUUUUUUCUGGUUUAGUCACAAGUGGAAAAGUCCCAAUCAUGCGUCACACAAGUACUGUGUAUAUAAAUAAAGUAUAGAUCACAAUAAGUUACAUCUUUACCUUUGAUUAUCUCCUAUCAUGUUUCAGAUGACUGUGAAGGUUCAUUAUUGUACAUACAUGAUCAUGCUAAACUGACACACCCUGAAGCGCUAUGCAGCAUCUCAUUUUUUUUUUUUUUUUUUGUUUUUUGUAAAAAAUAAACUAACAUUCAGCAAAUAUAGAAACAUUAAAAGCCAGAGCAAUAUGGUUUUGCCAAUUUAUUUCUAGCCUGAUGUAUGAUGGAGCCCCGCUGCUCCUGUCUGUGUUUUUUUUUUGUGCCACGGUUUUAUGUGUUACAGUGAUUCACAUUGAGAGAAAGUGAAGCCUCCAUGUGACCUCACGUCGCGUUGUGGGUUACGCUGGUUCACAGUGUGAAGAGACACUCGAGUGAAAACUGUCCACGCCGCCUGUGGUCAACUUCUUCUGGCUGCUCCAGACCUAUCACAUCAUUUAACACAAGCAGUUAUUGGAUGAUAGGCCUUGUAAUACACAUUUAACUGACCUUAUCUCAUUUUAUUACUGUUUAUAGUAAAUAUGCGUUUUUUUUUUUCAUAACAUGGCUUGAUUUCUGUUGACAAAUCCUGUUGCCUUUUUCAGUUGACAUAUUUUGUCUUGUGUUUUCCUGCUCACGUAUGUCUGUUCUCAAUAUGAAUUCACUUCAAUAAACUGAAUAUGACACGUAA